GCGGCCGGCACGUUUGGCGCGCUUGCCCGGCCCUGUGCGCCCGACGCUCAUGUGCUGCUCCCUGCUCGGCCUGACUGCAGACCGACCUUACCGAGAGGUUCCGGACUGUCUGAAGUCACGCCAGACAAACCCUCAGAGCUGGAGACACCGUAGAAGUGACAGCCAGCUUGACCUGAGCGCUUCCUAAGGGCAGGCCCUGCUCCAGACGCUUGUGCUGUGGUCAAGCCUUGGUCCCUCGCCACACCCUCUGUGGCCAGCCUUUCCUAGGCAGCACAGGGAAAUUUCCCCGGCACUUAGAAAUCUCGCGGAGCUGAGAUUCAGACCCAGGUGGAGCUCACCUGUGAUAAUGGUUCUCCGCUAGCCAACGACAGUGGAAAUUUCCAGGGUGGCCACAUGACUAUUAUUAGGCAAAUAGUCGAUUUUAAAUAUUUGUGGACACAACUUUUACACAUUGGGAUUCCUAAAUUUAAAAUUCGUAACUCUUCUUUCCUGAUGCAUCUAUGUACCACCAAUAUAAAGCUCAUGUAUAUAUAUGAUCAUAUAUAAAUCAUAUAUAACAUAUACUAUGCAUGCAUGUUACACAUUGUACAACAUUUGCUUUACUAAAAGAGUUGUGUCUUUAAGAUGGCUUUACUUGCAGGUCACAUGGUUUUAGCAAUCUAUGGAUGCUACCUGAAUGUACUACCUACUGAAAUACUAUUAUACUGUAUUUGCUCACUCAUCCUCCAAUUUUGUGAGGGUUAAAAUGAGCCAAUACGUGCAACAUGGCGGAGUGGGAGGAACACACUGAAGGAUAGCUGGUCUUAUCUGUUGCUAUCCUGCCAUCCAAAGACAUUCAGAAAUUACUGAGGCAUUUCUGUUCCCGGAACCAAAACGCGAGAGUGUCACCCUAGAGAUAAGCCUUCUGUUAAUGUGUGGGCCAAGUCCCCACACCUAGUAAAAGCACCUUAGUCAUUGCUCAAGAGGAGUAGCAAUUAGCAUGGAUUCUCAUGACUCUGUAAAAAAUCCUGAAGAAAAGGAAUAUUCUUCUGUCUGUGUUGGCAGAGAAGCAGACAUUAAAAAGUCUGAAAGAAUGACAGCUGUUGUCCAUGACAGAGAAGUGGUUAUUUUCUACCACAAAGGAGAAUAUCAUGCUAUGGAUAUUCGCUGUUAUCAUUCAGGAGGACCUCUACAUUUGGGAGAAAUAGAGGAUUUUGAUGGACGAUCAUGUAUAGUUUGCCCUUGGCAUAAAUACAAAAUUACUUUGACAACAGGAGAAGGACUCUACCAGGCCAUAAAUCCUAAAGAUCCAUCAGCAAAACCCAAGUGGUGCUCCAAAGGAAUAAAGCAAAGGAUCCACACAGUGACAGUGGAAAAUGGGAAUAUUUAUGUGACUCUUUCUAAGGAACCUUUUAAGUGUGACUCUGAUUUUUAUGCUACUGGACAGUACAAAGUAAUUCGAAGUUCCUCUUGAUAAAAGUGAAAAAUGUGUGUGUUUUAUAACAUUGUACAAUAACUUUGUUUCGAUACCAAAGAUUAAUUUUUCAACAUAGAUACAAGUAUUACUGAUCUUUAAAGUUGAUACAGACUUGCGAAGAUUUAAAGCACAGGUACUUAAAUGUAUAUUGCUAAGGAUAUACCAUGAGGACAACGAGAUACCUUUCAUCCAGGCCUCUGGAUUGGUCGGAACCUGAAGGUGGUAAGGUGGGAUGUUCAAUUGAAGUCAAAAUGAGUAAUAGGUAGGAAGUAUGAUUUAGCACGGGAAAUCUUUGACAGAAGUAAGUCCCUUUUUGAUGUAGUAAACUAUCUAAUGUGUACAAAGUAAAAAGGAUGAAACCCUUGCUUCAAUUGAUACCUCCGCAGAUCCCACCUCCCUGUUUGUUAGUUGUACACUUUUCAGGGUAAAAUUGAAGUUCAUGGGAAUUUUCCUCUGAUGUGCAGUUUUUCCAAAUACACAGCAGAUGUUGCACACUUUAAAAUACCUCCCAAAACAGAUGAAUUUAUGUACUGCACUUAAUGAGAAACUCACUGAUGUGCUGGAGGUCAAAUACGCCUUGGCUCGGUUUCUCUUUGGACAAGGAAUAUUCUCAAAAGAAGGUUCUCAUAGCUCCUGCCCCGCCACUAGACAAGUCUCCUGUUCAGUGAACCCAUGUCCUUUGCUUAUAUGAAAUUUUCAACUAAAAGAUUUAUUUUUUUAAAGAGGGAACUUUGUGCAUGUGUGCACAGCUGUUUCCUAUCAAUGUUAUAGGAAGGAGAUACCUGGAAUUUUGUUCCCAUAGUUCACAGGCAGGGUUAGUUGGUGUUCAGUCGGUUGGGCUGGUUUCCCGUAUGCCAGUUACUUGUGGCCAGUGCUGUUCUGAUUGCCUGAUGCCUGCACCAUCCAUGUUGUUAAGAAUUUAGAAUUAUCAUGCUGUGUGUAAGUCACACAGAACUCAGCAGUACAUGGUAGGGAUGGAAGAGUAAAUGGGUCCAGGUAGGAUGAGGACUGUUUGCUAAGAGUAGACCCUUGUCUCAAGGCACAGUGAUCUUCAAUGUAGGCAUAAAUGUAGAGCCAGACCUAAUACUUAACAUUCAGAGGGGCCCACCUGGACUCUUUCCCCUGGUUAUUAUAAAGUUAUUAAGUGAAUAAGGUAUGUAACAAACUCUACCCAUGGGCCCUUUGCUUUGUAGUACUGUAUUUUCUUUUGGGGAGUAUAUGAGAAAAUACAUUUGUUACUCAUUUCUCAGACCACUAAUAAACCAGGUUUGGGCUUUUUAUAAAUAGCAGCUUCACUGGGUACAGAGCAUGUAGGGUGAGUUCAUCCCAGCCUAUUUUUUGUCAUGUGAUAAUUCUUAAAUGACCACUAAGGUCUUAUUGUAUGUCCAGAAUUUCAGGGCAUGGGAGAAACAACAGAGUACCUCCGGGAGGCAAAAACUAUGACCCUGGUUUGCAGUGCCAAUUACAGAAGCAUUUUUUUCUCAGGAGCAAAUGACAAUAAUGAGUAAUGUGCGCUUGGUUUCUUGUUCUAAUCUGUGUCUUUAAAUCUGGAAAUAUGAAAAACAAAAUAUUGGUUACAUUGCCAAGUGUGCCUGUAGUGCCAGCUACUCCGGAGGCUGAAGCAGAAGGAUCACUUGUUCCUGGAGCUCAAGGCAGCAUGGUAACAUAACAAGAGCCCAUCUCUUAAAAGAAAAAGACACAUCAGUACCUCUGGUCUUCAUGUAUAGAGACAUAUAUGAUUACAACUCUCACAACAGUAAUAAAAACUUCAUAGGCAGACUCAAACUCUACAGCCCGUAGAUAUACAGUAAAUGUCCUUUUACUAUCUCUGAAAAAAAAUAUGCAGUAUGUGACCAGGUGACCCUGUGGUAGAUGAAAUCAAAUGAUGUGUCUGCUGGGAAGGAGGGUCAAGAAGGGUAGGGCUCUGGAUAAGGUUCUUUCCCCCCCAGAUAGAUGCCCAAAACAGCUUUUUAAUAAAAACAUGAAUUAUGAAUUUGCUCGGAGUAUGAGCCACAGUGUAAAGUCUAACCCACCAGAAUGAAUUUUUUAGCUCAUGAAAAAUACUGUAUAGUCACACACAUAGUCUACAUCAAGAUUUUAUUUUUCUCUACCAAAUAAGUACUACAGAAUGACACUUAGUAGUAGUUGUAGCUGCUCUCCCCCUUCUUUCUUAAAGCAGAACAUACAUAUAUGUGUACUGAUCUCCUGGCUUUGUCCGAUGAAACAUGUCAUUAGAUAUGGAGCUCUUAAGCUCUGGUCAGUGCUGUUGUGUUCAUAUUUGCUCAUUCAUUUCAGCUGACUGGUCAAACACCGAGUGUAAAACCUGGAUCUUGUUCUGCUUGUUAGCAGGAAGUUUGGGAUGAUAUGAAAUGUCUGGCUUCUCUGUCAAUGACCUGUAAGGUUUUGCUUUGAUUUCACCUCCGGGAAACAUCGGCUCUGAGAGCACUGGCUCUGAAAAGGCUUUUCUAAAAUUUUCACUUUCUCUGUUUUGCUUUAGUACUUCCUCUUCUUCACAAAUGUUCUUUAUCUUCUCCAGCACAGCAUUAAUACAUAUUGCC
Molecule: messenger RNA, 4014 nt
Organism: Fukomys damarensis (Damara mole-rat)
Lineage: Eukaryota; Metazoa; Chordata; Mammalia; Rodentia; Bathyergidae
Gene: Rfesd
Product: Rieske Fe-S domain containing
Exons: 4
Coding region: 980-1453 (157 amino acids)
Molecular function (GO): 2 iron, 2 sulfur cluster binding
Source: RefSeq, a predicted model, not a curated record